AUGGGUGCCAAAAACCAGAAUCAAAGGGACCUCAAAGUGCAGGCAGUUAAUGAAAUUGUUGCCAAGCUUAUUGAAGCCCAAAAUGCUGGUCAAUCCGUCAACUUAAACAAGCUGAAAUGUGACAUUUCAUCGAGAUUAGGUAUGGACCAUCAGCCGAAAUUGGUUGAGAUCAUAGCUGCUGUUCCUGAAGACUACAAAGACUUGUUGUUACCCAAAUUGAAAGCCAAGCCUGUUCGAACUGCAUCAGGGAUUGCUGUCGUUGCGGUGAUGUGUAAGCCUCAUAGAUGUCCACAUAUCAACUUUACUGGAAAUAUUUGUGUAUAUUGUCCUGGUGGACCAGACUCUGAUUUUGAGUAUUCUACUCAAAGUUACACUGGAUAUGAACCUACUUCAAUGAGAGCAAUCAGAGCAAGGUAUAAUCCGUAUAUUCAGACAGUGAACCGAUUGGCACAGUUGAAGCAGCUUGGACACAACAUUGAUAAAGUAAGGGUUUGCGUUUUUUGUUUUGAUUUUAGGUAACAACUUGGAUUUCUGGUUGAUUUAAAGGGGAAAGGUCUUGCUUCUAAGCUGGUUAAUAUACAGAUACAGAUUAUGGGUACUUAUUUAUCUAGGAAAAGCAUUCCAUCACUUAACUGUUACUUACUUUUUAACUAAUUUAUAAACAACCUUCAAUUAUAGGUAGAGUUUAUUAUAAUGGGAGGAACAUUCAUGUCGUUACCUAAAGAUUACCGUGAUAACUUUAUAUCUAAUCUUCAUGAUGCUCUGAGUGGUCACAUAAGUUCGUCAGUGACUGAAGCAGUCAAGUUCAGUGAAGUUAGUGACACAAAAUGUAUUGGUAUUACCAUUGAGACUCGGCCCGAUUACUGUUUACCACGACACAUGGAUGACAUGUUGUCUUAUGGGUGUACGAGAUUGGAAAUUGGUGUUCAGUCUAUCUAUGAAGAUGUCGCUAGGGACACGAAUCGAGGUCAUACUGUAAGGUUUUUUUUAUUUUUUUUUGGCUUUAGGGUAUUUUAUAGUUGUAGGGUUCUUUAAAGUUCGGGGCUAGUUUUAAAGUUUGAGACGAGAUUUUAGGUAACAAACAGUGUUUUGCCGGACCGGUCCGGUCCGGAUUUUCAAAAAUUGCAAAAUUGAAAAUAACUUUUUAGCUUAUGGUUUGAAGUUUUUAAAAAAAUAAAUAACUUUUGUGAAGGUCCGUUUUUGGCUAUCAAGUUAUUACCGAAAUGGACCGCCCGGACCGGCAAGACCGAUUCAGUCCGGCCGGUACAAAUGUUUAGCGAGGAACUUGUAUGAGACGGACCUUCACAAAAGUUAUUUAUUUUUUAAAACUUCAAACCAUAAGCGUAAAAGUUAUUUUGAAUUUUGCAAUUUUUGAAAAAUCCGGACCGGACCCGGUCCGGCAAAACACUGGUAACAAAGUGUCAUUUUUAAAUAUAUUGUUUUAGGUGAAAGCGGUGUGCGAAACCUUUCACAUGGCAAAAGAUACUGGCUACAAGGUUGUCAUUCACAUGAUGCCAAACUUGCCAAAUGUGCCUAUUGAACGGGAUUUAGCGCAGGUAUGAUAAUAUUGUAUAUUAUACUCGGUUUUUACUAUAAAAUUAGUUUUGUUUUUAAAAAUUUUAACUUUUCGCUUUUUUUGGCUUUAAACUUCACGUAUUUUGUGAUUUUUAAAAUUUUUCAGUGAACUUUUUGGUCUAAAAUUUAAAUUUUUAGUUUGUCGACCUCUUCGAAGACCCUGACUUUCGACCAGACGGCUUAAAACUCUACCCCACACUAGUAAUCCGCUCAACCGGUCUCUACGAACUUUGGAGAACAGGCAGAUACAAGUCAUAUCCACCACAAGUACUUGUUGAUCUAGUAGCACAGAUCCUCGCUCUAGUACCACCAUGGACUCGAGUCUACAGAGUGCAACGUGACAUCCCAAUGCCUUUGGUAUCAUCUGGAGUUGAGUACGGUAACCUGAGAGAGCAUGCUUUGGCCAGAAUGGAACAGUUGGGUUUGAAGUGUAGAGAUGUGAGGACAAGAGAGGUUGGUAUCACGGAGAUUCAUCAGAAGAUAAGGCCAGCUCAGGUGGAGCUGGUCAGAAGGGAUUAUGUUGCUAAUGGUGGAUGGGAAACGUUCUUGUCGUACGAGGAUUCUGAACAGGUAUGGGUGGUUUUUGUUGGAUUAGGUUCAAAAAAUUAGUUUUUUGAUGAUGUUGAGUUAGAUUUUUAAAUUUUUUUGUUUGGAUGAUUGUAGCGGAUAUUGUAGUAGGUAAAUCUAAAUUUAAGCUGUUGUAAAAUACGUUACCAACAGGGACGUCUUUAUUUUUAAAAAUUCAUUAAAAAUUGUUUGUAAAAGCAAUGUUAUGGAAGUAGAACAUUGUUUACUUUCUAUAGUUUAUAAUGUUAUCAUUACAUCUACUACAAUAUUAAAUAACUACAGACUAUAAUAUGUAAUGUAAGAGUAUAAUGUAUGAGUUUAAUGUAAAAGAAGACGUUGAUUAUGUGCUAAUACUAAUGCAUUUUCAGGACAUUCUAAUCGGAUUGCUACGACUACGCAAGUGCACGGACAAGGUUCACAAGGAGGAGUUGAAGGUAAGCAUUUUCAUUGGGUUUGUAAAAUACGUUUUGGCACUCGUUAUGUUUAAAAGUGUUAAAAUUCUUAAUUUAUCGGUUGUAAUGUUUACAAUUUGGGGCUAAAAUUUUAGUUUUUCAAGUUUUUUAAAUUUUUAAGUGAGAUUUUGAGUAUUAAGGGCUUGAUGUGUUAUGGUAUUCUACUUGAAGGCUCUUUAAAGCCGUUAUUGCUUAGACUAUAAGAGUUAUGGGUUUUACUACUAUAAAAUUAUAUGGCUUAUACUUACCAAUGUAAGAGCAUAUACUAAAAGCAGCGUUUUGGCUUUGUAACUUGGGGUAUCAUACUGUGGUUUAUAAGAUAUGAUGUAUGAUGUAAUAUUAAAGUUUAAGCUGGCUGCGAUAAAUGAGUUUUAAUGUACAUAUAAUUUUAAUGUUUUUUGUUUAAAUUUGGUUAAAAUACGUUAUAUGAAAAUUUUACUGUGUGUCUAAAAAGCAGCUAUUGAUAGUGCAUAAAUAUGUGAGCGUUGACACAAUUACGUGUAUGUUGAAGUUGUGUUUAAAGAACAUGGUGGGAUUUAAUCUACUAUGGUAUGAAUGAGAAGAAUAACAUAUUAGCACUUUUAAUAUCUUAAUUAUGGGAAUUAUUGUGUCUCCAGGAUUUGAAAAUGAAUGAAAUAUUAAGGCAUCCCACUCUGUUUUUAGUAGGAGUACAAGUUAUUACUAUAUUGUAAAGGGGUAUUGUGAGUUGGUAUGUACGUAGUUGUGUGGAGUGUAAUUGGGAGAAGGUCGGGUUUGUACCAUUUUUAACUGGGCUUGGUUUUUGAUUUUUUAGGUAGAUUGGGGGGUGAGAAAUAAAGACAUUUUUUGCAAUUCUUUAGCUGGGUCUACUCUGACUGUAACUUUGCUGUAGACCUAUUUUUAACGUGUCUUAGUCUUAACUAUUGUGUUCCUUACUCCUACCUUAGCGUUUCUGUAGCCGUGUAUUAGUCUUGCCCUAACUUUACCCUAACGUACUCAUACCUGCCUUAGUCCCUUACUCAAUUCUACCUUGCUCUAUCCUACCUUACUCUAGCUGUACCUAUUCUAGUCCUACCCUACAGCUAAGGAUGUGGACGUGCUUUGCUUUAAGUACGGCAACUUAAUAUGAUACUUAUGAUUGUUUAUAUUUAUGUCUAUUGCAAUAUAACAUAACUAUAUAAAAAUAUAAGCGCGAUUUCUGCAGUUAUGGGUAUAGCAAACAUUACAUGAUGUAUAAAACCCUCCCAAACUAGAACACAUCAUAAUGCCUACAAAUUUUCGUAUUCAUCUCAACGUCAUCAGUUUCUUAAUUUACAGAUUUUUAAUUGCAAAAGCUGAAUGAAAGGGUAAAGACUGUCUUAAAAGGCUUAUAAUGUGUUAAGCCGCUUGAACAUAGAUCACUUAUCCACAACUAUACUGGGCUUAAAACACAAAAUACUGUAGGGCUGUCAACGAAAUGUAGUUUAAUCAGCUAAUGUACUUGUAUAGUUAACGAAAGGAAGCGGUUUCAAAACGUGGUAAACAUGACAACUUGAGGAAGGUGUUAAGAGGAUGUACUAUGCUAAAUAUAGGGUUUAUAGUGGGAGUAGGGAUAAAAAUACAAUUUGUAGUCGGGAGAGCCCAUACCUAAUCUUCCAAAAAUAAAAAAUCAAUUUUCAGGGCAAAACCUCAGUAGUACGAGAACUGCACGUGUACGGCACCUCAGUACCAGUAGCUUCGCGAGACCCAACAAAAUUCCAACAUCAAGGCUAUGGCAGUUUGUUGAUGGAAGAGGCGGAAAGGAUUGCACGUGAAGAGCAUGGCUCAGAAAAGAUUGCUGUCAUUUCAGGAGUUGGCACCAGGCAUUAUUACAGGUAAUUAAAGGGAUUAUUGGAUUUGAUAAUGAAAUUAGGGAUGAUUUUGAGAAUUUUGGAUUAAAAAUUUGUUGUAGUUCUGUGGAUAAAAAUGGCAUUUUUAUCAUAUUUUAGGUAUGGAAUUUACUUUUUUCUAAUUUUAAAUCCACUUUUAAUUUGCGUUUUUGCAAAAUUUUUUAUUAAAAACGUUUUUCAUAAAGACCAGCACAGAAUAAGUAAUAACCAUUGACACGAAUGCGCCUAUUAAGCGAGAAAAGUUGCCUUUUUCAAGCGGAAAUUACAUAAUUUGUGGCCAAUUUUCAGGAAACUGGGAUACGAAUUGGAUGGCCCAUACAUGAGCAAAACACUCCUCUGA
This is a messenger RNA of Bursaphelenchus okinawaensis, 4781 nucleotides long. NCBI's taxonomy places the organism in Eukaryota, Metazoa, Nematoda, Chromadorea, Rhabditida, Aphelenchoididae. The record is from the annotation of a GenBank genome assembly.